This is a messenger RNA of Myotis brandtii (Brandt's bat), 1961 nucleotides long. RefSeq names its product ribonuclease P/MRP 14kDa subunit (gene RPP14). The transcript is spliced from 6 exons. The coding region runs from base 510 to 884 and encodes 124 amino acids. Lineage: Eukaryota; Metazoa; Chordata; Mammalia; Chiroptera; Vespertilionidae. The record is from RefSeq and is a predicted model, not a curated record. Gene Ontology annotation, cellular component: ribonuclease P complex. Gene Ontology annotation, biological process: tRNA 5'-leader removal.
GAGGCAGCAGGGGAGACGCAGGACCGGGGGGGCUUCGGCUUUCCCUGGGUGGAACGGGAACCGUUGCAGCAUUUGGGCCAGGGGACUGGCGUGGUGUGAAUAUCGGGUUUGAAAAGUCCACCCAGGCCGCAGUGGAGGCUGGGUUGGGAAGGGAAGCAGGGAGGCCUGUUAGUAACAGCUAAGUUCAAGGGCAUCCCUGCGGCGGACUUGAAAGAUGAUGAAGAUGACAGUUACCGUGGAAGUGUUCACGUUUUUGUGCUGAGCGCGGGCUCCGCAGGCGUCAGCCUUUGCAGUCUCAGGGCAGCCUGUAGAGGGCGGUGUUUUCGGGGACCCUGCGGCUCAGGCCUGUUCAGCCAGAGGUGACCGCGCAGCACUUGCCGCUGAAGCCUUGUGUUGAAAUGUGCAGUUCACGGGCAUCAAGUACACUCACAGACAUCCGUUUCCAGAGCAUUCCUACGUCUUCAUUGCUAUCGGCAUCCUAAACCCAGGUGCAGUCAGGAUUGGAAAAGAUGCCAGCCCCAGCUGCCACAUAUGAGAGGAUAGUUUACAAAAAUCCCUCUGAGCACCACUACAUGAAAGUCUGCCUAGAAUUUCAAGAACAUGGGGUUGGACUGAAUGUUGCACAGUUCAAACAGCUGCUUAUUUCAGCCCUGAAGGACCUAUUUGGGGAGGUUGACGCUGCCUUACCCUUGGACAUCCUAACCUAUGAAGAGGAGACCUUGUCAGCCAUCUUGAGAAUAUGUAGCAGUGGUCUUGUCAGAUUGUGGAGCUCUUUGACCCUGUUAGGAUCCUAUAAAGGCAAGAAAUGUGCCUUCAGAGUGAUUCAGGUUUCUCCAUUUCUCCUUGCAUUAUCUGGUAAUAGUAGGGAACUAGUAUUGGAUUGAAUGGUCUUCAAUUUCAGAAACAUUCCUCUGCUCUCAAAACUAUCUUUUGGUGCCAGCAUAAUGCUUGAUGACUGAAACAGGCUCAGCGCUCCUGUUGAUGGAAUUUGAGAGUGCCGAAGAUGUUCCCCAUGAUUUCCAGCUGUCGUCUUUGGUGGUGUAGCCUUCAGAGGAGAAUCUGCCUGAACCAGCCAGUUGUAAGCAGGCAGCACUUUCAGCAUAUGCACAUCCGAGUUGGAGACCGGGCUGAACUCAGCAGAGCCUUCACACAAAGGGAUGUGGUUGCCUUCUCAGAACUAACAGGGGAUGUUAAUCCUUUGCAUUUAAAUGAAGAUUUUGCAAAGCACACCAAGUUUGGAAAGACAAUUGUGCAUGGAGUUUUGAUCAAUGGACUUAUUUCAGCUCUCCUGGGUACUAAAAUGCCAGGCCCAGGCUGUGUAUUUAUUUCCCAGGAAAUUCACUUUCCAGCCCCUUUGUAUGUUGGAGAAGUUGUUGUAGCUUCUGCAGAAGUGCAAAGGCUGAAGCGGUUCAUUGCGGUUAUUGCUGUGUCAUGCUUUGUAAGAGAAAGUGAAAAGACUGUUAUGGAAGGCUGCGUGAAAGUUAUGGUCCCAGAAGCUUCCAAGCCCUGAAAUAUGUGUUUAAAGAUGCAAGCUCAGGCAUCAGUGUUACUGUUAUUGAAGAGCCUCUGAGAAAAACGGAUUGCUGCUCUUCAACAAGGAGUGGCCAGCAGACCCAGCAGCCCACAGCGGGGGAGGGAAGCAGGUAGCGAGGGGUUCACAUGUCCACUUUCUAAUUUGGCCUUAUGUUUCAUACAGAUGAGUCUAUUUAUCAUCUAAGUUUGUAAAUUUGAAAAAAUAUGGGGAAAGUUAUCAUUUAGCUCAAGGUUCUAAUUUUAGGAUUUCAAACCAAGUUAAAUUUGCAUUUGGAUAACACAAACUUACCUAUAUCUGCAUAGAAUAAAUUUCUCAGUGAAUUUAUAGCUAGAUAGCAUUUAAUUUUUGACAGCAAUUAGAAUAGGAGUUGGGUAAUCUUUGAACACCUGUCUUUUACCAAUAAAUAUUUAAAUACUGUUCUUCAGUA